Messenger RNA from Lotus japonicus, 6509 nucleotides. RefSeq lists its product as uncharacterized. Bases 260 to 6154 code for a protein of 1964 amino acids. The record is from RefSeq and is a predicted model, not a curated record. Lineage: Eukaryota; Viridiplantae; Streptophyta; Magnoliopsida; Fabales; Fabaceae. The transcript is spliced from 10 exons. Gene Ontology annotation, molecular function: metal ion binding.
CCAAAACGUUUGGUAUUUCUUCUCUUCUUCCUCAUUUCCUCUUAUGCACUCCCACACUGUGAACAAUAAUUCUACAAAGCUUGGACCUUUUCAUCUUCCUCUUCCACUUUUUGUUUCUGGGGUGUCCCCUUUCUUUUGAUUCUCCAGUGGAUCAACACAGAGUUGGAACUCAAAGCAUGGAAAUGAGCUUUGCUUUUUGAGGCCCCUCUAAUUUUUAUGUGGUUUACAUACUAUUUCCAAAGCUUUCCAUAGUUGAAUCAUGGCUGCUGAGACUUCUGGUGACCCAAAUUUGUUAAGAGGUUCAGAUUUUGGAGAUGGUGGGAGAGUGACUUUGAAGCAGCACCCCACAUUUGAGGAAAAUCAAGGCCGUUCAGUAGUGAGGAAGAGAGCAUUAGCAUUAGAUAACAGUAAAUCUCCUGACGCUUCUGUUAAGAAAUCAAAAUUGUCUUCAUAUGAUGAUGAGGAUGAUGCUGAUGAUAUAUUGGACUCCCUGGAGAGAGAGAUUGAGUACUGCACCAUAGCACUUCAAAAUAAGAAAAAGAAAGUUGCUUGUAUUAGAAAAAUCAAUGAAGUUUACAAGAAAAUGCAGAAGAAAAUUGAAGAUUGUGUCUGUGAUUUUGUCCAGAACGAAACACUGCAUGGUUUGAUGGAGGACUUGAUUAGAGAGCGCGAGCUACAACUCAAGACCAAAGAGGAAGAGCUUGAUGCAAUAAAGAAGUUAAUUGAUGGACAAGCAAAAGAACAUGAGUCAGAAAGGAAGAAGUUAGAUAGGGUAAUCUCAGAAAGGACUUUUCAAGAGAAGAAAUUUGACUUGAUGAACAAUCAAAUUAAAGGUCGGCUUACGGAGCUUGGGUCAAUACAGGCGAAACUUGAAGUUGGAGUGGAGGAGUUUAAGUUAAAAGAAGAGGAAUUUAGUCGCCAAGCAAAGGAUCUUGAGUCAAAAAGAAAGCAUCUUGAAGAGCAACUACAGGAGCUCAAGUUAAAAGAGAAACAACUGAUAGGUCAAGAGAAGGAGCUUGAAUUAAAAAACAAGCAUUUUGAAGGUCAGGUGAAGGUGUUUGAAUUAAAAAAGGAGAAAUUUGAAAGCCAAGCAAAGGAGCUCAAAUCAGAUGAGAGAAGAGAGAAGCAAAAUGAAUUACCAGUAAAAUCAUUUAAAGAGGAAAAUGAAUUGGAUGAACCUGAACUGCCUGACCAUCGGAUUCUAGUUGAUCUUGAAGCAACAUCGGAUCCAGCAAAAGUUGUCUUGGAUAUAAUACAAAAGCCCAUUGUUCCGCUGUUUAAGAACAAAGAAAAAGCUUUUAUUAUGGAUAGCAGCCACAUCUUUCUGCUCAAACAACUUUUGAGAAUCUCACCACAUAUUAAACCUUGUGUAAGAGUAGAAGCAAUGAAGCUUGCACUUGAUUUGGAAGGUAACAUGAGAACAAGUUCUAAAAAUCCUUUGGAGAUUCUCGGAUUUCUACUCCUUCUGUCAAUAUAUGGAUUGGUUCCUUUCUUUGAUGAAGAAGAAGUUUUAAAGCUUUUAAAAUUUGCAGGCAAAAGCUCUGAUUUCAUUCAGAACCUUGUUAAGAAGGAGCAACAUAUUGAAGCUGUUAGAUUCAUCUGUGCAUUUAAAUUGGCUGACAAGAAUCAGCCUGUCGAUCUCUUGUGGGAUCACAUACAGAAUGCAAAACUGGUUUCUGAGAACACCACCUCCCUUGAAAUCCAGGAUAAGGCCAGAGAUCAAGAAGUUGCCACUUUGACAAAUGUUCUACUGUCGAUUUCAGACAACAAGUUAGAAUCUGAGGGUCUACUUAAUGAGAUUCAAGAUCGCAUUCUUGAGCUAAAUAGGCGAAACAGAAGUAGUGUUUGUACUGGAACCUGGUCCAUCCUCAAAAUGUGCAACAACCUAAGGAAAAGAAAUGUGGGUUCGAAAUGUGGAAGAGGAAUGGAACCGUCUGAGUCCAAGUCAGCUGCUGCAGUUUCCUAUGGUGACGUUCCGCAACAACAACAACUGAGUAGUUCUGAGCCUUCUCCCCAUGCUCAUCCUCAGUCCUCAGAUCUCAACCACGCGGCGAAGGAGGGCGCACUUGGUGGAGAGCUUCAGAACAAGUUUGAUUUCAAGGGUGCGGAUGAGGGGGACGCUGAAACUCGUGAGAAAGAUUUAGACUUUAACGAUCAGGAAUCUGGUAAAGGUGAAGGAUGUGCUGAAGAUUGUUUAAUCUACAUGAAGACUGGGAGUUGCAAGUUUGGAUCCAGUUGCAGGUUUAACCACUCCAUUAGGAGGAGAAGCCAGGCUGUUAAGGAGAAGGCUGGAGAAGCAACAGAAAGAUCAACAGAAGUAUGCAGGAAUUAUCAAAGGUAUGGGGUUUGUAAGUAUGGAAAAGCUUGUUGGUAUAUCCACACAAGAGGAAACAGUUCUGAUCAGGCAUCUGAGAGGAGCAUGAACAACCCAGCAACCGAAACGAAUGUCCGUCAAAAGCAGAUUUCAGUUGAAGAAGAGUUGCCAGAAAGGCCUGGUGAACCUGAAUGCCAGAACUAUUUAAAAACUGGGGAUUGCAAAGAAGCAACAGAAAGAUCAACAGAAGUAUGCAAGAAUUAUCAAAGGUAUGGGUUUUGUAAGUUUGGAAAAGCUUGUCGGUAUAUCCACACAAGAGGUAACAGUUCUGAUCAGGCAUCUGAGAGGAGCAUGAACAACCCAGCAACCGAAACGAAUGUCCGUCAAAAGCAGAUUUUAGUUGAAGAAGAGUUGCCAGAAAGGCCUGGUGAACCUGAAUGCCGGAACUAUUUAAAAACUGGGGAUUGCAAAGAAGCAACAGAAAGAUCAACAGAAGUAUGCAGGUACUAUCAAAGAUAUGGGGUUUGUAAGUAUGGAAAAGAUUGUUGGUAUAUCCACACCAGAGGGAACAGUUUUGAUCAGGCAUCUGAGAGGAGCAUGACCAACCCAGCAACCGAAACGAAUGACCAUCAAAAAAAGAUUUCAGAAGAAGAAUUUCCAGAAAGGUCUGGUGAACCUGAAUGCAGGAGCUAUUUAGAAACUGGGGAUUGCAAAUCUAAAUCUGAUUGUCUGCCUCUACAAAACCUCAGUGACAAGGGUCUGCCUCUGAGGCCCGACCAGAACGUCUGCUCGCAUUACAGUUGCAAAUUUGAAUCAGCUUGUAAGUAUCCUUACUACCCAAUCAUGGCUGCUGAGGCUUCUGGUGAACCAAAUUUGUUAACUGGUUCUGAUUUUGGAAUUGAUGAUGAUAUCCCUAUCCAGAUUUCUGAUAUGGGAACAUCUAGCAGUAACUUUGAUGAUCCUACUACAUUGCCUGUUAAGAGACCAUUAGAUAACAGUGAAUCCUCACACAAUUUGGUUAAGAAAUCAAAGUUGUCUUCAUAUGAUGAUGAUGAUGAUGAUGGUGAUGAUGAUGAUAUUGCUUUUUCCUCCAUAGUGAAAAAGACGGCCGUAUCAGCUGAUCAUUCAUUAUCCAUGUUGAAGAAGUUCAUAGACAAAGAACUUGCCUUGGUAGAAAGAUCAUUUGAGGAAUGCCAAAGGAAGAGGCAAGUAGAAGAGCAGAGAUUGCACUCGCUGCAGAUGAAAAUUGAAGAAUGUGUCUGCGAUUUUGUGACCAGGGAAACACUGCAUAAUUUGAUGGAGGACUUGGUUAGAGAGCGCGAGCUACAGCUCAAGACAAAAGAGGUAGAAAUUCAUCAAGUCAUGCAUAAGAUGAAUAAAGAACGGGAAGGAAAGGAAGAGGAACUUGAGGUUCUUUGCCAAAAGAUUGCUCAAUGUACUGCGGAACUCAAGACCAAAGAGGAAGAGCUUGAUGCAACAAAAAAGUUAAUUGAUGGACAUGAAAAAGAACUACAGUCAGAAAGAAAGAAGUUACUUCAGGAAAUCUCAACAAAAACUGGUCAGCAUGCUCAAAUGAAAAAGGACUUGGAGACAAUGAAGAAGCAACUUGAUGGCCAGAUGAAGGAGCUUGAGUCAAUGGAGAUGCAACUUGAGGGCCGUGAGAAGGAGGUAAACUUAAAAGAAAAGGAAUUUGUAGAACAAAUGAAGGAUGUUGAAUCCAAAAAGAAGCAUUUUGAAAGCCUAAUGGAGGAGCUCAAAUCAAAAGAGGAGCAACUUGAAGGCCGAGCGGAGGAGCUUGAGUUAAAAGAGAAGCAAAUUAAAGGCCAAGUUAAGGAGUUGGAAUCAAAAGAGGAGGAACUUGUAGAAAAAGUGAAGCGUGUUGAAUCAAAAGAGAAGCAUUUUGAAAGCCUAAUGGAGGAGUUCAAAUCAAAAGCAAAGCAACUUGAAGGCCGAGUGGAGGAGCUUGAGUUAAAAGAUAAGCAACUUAAAGACCAAGUUAAUGAGGUAGAAUCAAAAGAGGGGGAAUUUGUAGAACAAGUGAAGGACCUUGAAUCAAAAACGAAGCAUUUUGAAAGCCUAAAGGAGGAAUUUGUAGAACAAGUUAAGGAUAUGGAAUUGAAAAAGAAGCAUUUUGAAAGCCUAAUGGAAGAGCUUAUAUCAAAAGAGGAGCAACUUGAAGGCCGAGUAGAGGAGCUUGAGUUAAAAGAGAAGCAACUUAAAGGCCAAGUUAAGGAGUUGGAAUCAAAAGAGGAGGAACUUGUAGAAAAAGUGAAGCGUGUUGAAUCAAAAGAGAAGCAUUCUGAAAGCCUAAAGGAGGAAUUUGUAGAACAAGUUAAGGAUAUGGAAUUGAAAAAGAAGCAUUUUGAAAGCCUAAUGGAAGUGCUCAAAUCAAAAGAGAAGAAACAUGAAGACCAACUAAAGGAGCUCAUGUUAAAAGAGAAACAGCUAAUAGGUCAAGAGAAGGAACUUGAGUCAAAAAACAAGCAUUUUGAUAGAGUAGAGAAGGAACUCAAAUCAAAAAAGAAGCAAUUUGAAGGUCAGGUGAAGAAGUUUGAAUUAAAAGAAAAAAAAUUUAAAGGCCAGUUGGAAGAGCUUGAAUCAAAACAGAACCAUUUCAAUAACCAAGCAAAGGAGCUCGAGUCAAAAAAGAAGCAACUUGAAGGUCGAGAGGAGAAAAUUGUGUUAAAAGAGAAGCAACUCAAAGGCCAAACUGUGGAGUUUGAAUCAAAAGAGGAGAAAUUUGUAGAACAAGUGAAUGAUCUUGAAUCAAAUAAGAAGCAUUUUGAAAGUCUAAUGAAGGAGCUCAAAUCAAAAGAGAAGCAACUUGAAGGCCUAUCGAAGGAGCUAAAUUUAAAAGAGAAGCAACUUGAAGAUCGAGUGAAGGAAUUUGAAUUAAAAAUGGAGAAAUUUGAAAUACAAGUAAAGGAGCUCAAAUCAGAUGAAAGAAGCGAGAAGAGAAAUGAAGUAUCAGUAAAAUCAUUUGAAGAUGAAAAUGAAUUGGAUAAUCAAUUUUGUCCCUCCAUUGAUGGAAGAAGUUUGCAGUUCCUAUCAAAUGAGAAAGCAGAUGAACCUGAAUCGUUUGAAAAUGACAUUCUAGCUAAUCUCAAAGCAACAUCAGAUCCAUCAAAACUCGUUUUGGAUAUCAUACAGAACCCCCUUAUUCCAACGUGUGCCGAGGGAGAUAAUGCUGUAAUUCUUGAUAGCACUCACAUUGUUCUUCUAGAACAACUGAUGCAAAUCUCUCCACAUGUUAAACCUCAUGUGAGAGAAGAAGCAAUGAAGCUAGCAAUUGAUCUGAAAGCUAACAUGAGAGCUAAUACUGAGAACUCUUCGCUAGUUCUGUGUUUUCUACUCCUCCUUUCAAUUUACGGAUUGCUUCCUUGUUUUGGUGAAGAUGAUGUUUUAAAGCUUUUUGAAUUUGCUGCUCAUCACAAGCAAUCUGUAGAGCUGUUUCGGAACCUGGGUUUUGCCGACAAGGUCCCUGAUUUUGUUCAGACCCUUAUUAAGAAGCAGCAGCAUAUUGAAGCUGUUAGAUUCAUCUGUGAAUUUAAAUUGGCAGACCAGAGUCAACCAGUUGAUCUCUUGCGGGAAUACACGCAGAAUGCAAAACUGAUUUCUGAGAGCUGUUGCAGGAACACCAAAUCCCUUGAAAUCAAGGAUAAGGCCAGAGAUCAAGAAAUUGCUACCCUGAAAAGUGUUCUACAGUGCAUUUCAGACAACAAUCUAGACUCUGAGGGUCUAAUUAGCGAGAUUCAUGAUCGCAUUACUGAGCUAAAUAGGCAAAAUGGCAGUGGUGUUUAUUUCCUAAGGAAAAGAAAUGUGGUAAAGAAAAGAUUCUAAUGGGUACUUGUUGGGGGUACAUGUUGAACUUCUCUGAUGAAUUAACAGGACUCUCUAUACCUAUGUAAAUAGUCUGUAAAGAAAGAAUUGAAGAGGGGAAACUCAUUAUAAAUUUACAGGGUUGUCUCUAUUUCUUACUAUUUUUUUUUCUUUUGUAUUUUGGUUUUUUCUUAUUUCCCAAAGGCUUAGAUUUGAUAUCUAGAAAUUGGACCCUGUUUAAGUUGAGAUAAGUUGGAUGAACCUAUUAAGUUAGUGAGGUUUUUCAAUGUCUAUCUUUUGUAUUUAUAAGACUCAGUCAAUUUUUACAAAACUUCAACUGCAGAUGUUAUUUAAGGGAAAUGAAGCUCUAUUUCAA